Messenger RNA from Camellia sinensis, 1208 nucleotides. RefSeq names its product putative aquaporin PIP2-8. The record is from RefSeq and is a predicted model, not a curated record. Gene Ontology annotation, cellular component: membrane. NCBI's taxonomy places the organism in Eukaryota, Viridiplantae, Streptophyta, Magnoliopsida, Ericales, Theaceae. Gene Ontology annotation, biological process: transmembrane transport. Gene Ontology annotation, molecular function: channel activity.
CGCUAUAUGAUUUGGGAUAAUAUAAAUAAUUAAGAGUGGACAUUUUAAUCAAAACACCAUUUGAAGUGAGUUAUUUAAUAGCUUAUAAACACCUUUAAAUUUGAGGGUGUGUGUUCUCAUCAUCACUUUCAUCUUGAGUUGGAGGAACUAAAAAAUGGAGUCAAUUGUGUCCAUUGAAAAUGGUGAUGAAGAGUUGAGAAAUAGAAGUAUAGAUCAAGAAAGUAGAACUAAGAUGGCAACUUUCUCAAGAAAGAAGUCUUCGGGGACAACUUUGCUCUCUUGCAUUGGUUGCCAUGAGUAUUUCUCACUUGAGAUGUGGAGAGCAGCACUUACGGAGCUAGUAGCAACUGCUUCUCUUAUGUUCACCCUAACCACCAGCAUUAUCGCAUGCUUGGAUUCAAAUGGGCCUGACCCAAAACUCACAAUCCCCUUCGCCGUGUUCUUCAUUGCCUUCCUUUUCCUCAUGGUCACGGUCCCUCUCUCUGGAGGCCACAUGAGCCCGGUCUUCACCUUCAUUGCCGCCUUCAAGGGUGUCAUAACCUUUGCUCGAGCCUCCAUUUACAUUUUAGCACAAUGCAUUGGAUCCAUCAUAGGUUUCCUAAUAAUCAAGUCCGUUAUGAGCCAUCACGAUAUCCAAAAGUAUUCAUUAGGUGGUUGUGCCAUCCACGGUGAAGGGCCAUCAUCAUCGGGCCUGAGCGCGGGAACGGCAUUGAUACUAGAGUUUUCAUGCACAUUUGUGGUACUAUUUGUUGGUGUGACUGUGGCAUUUGACAAGAGGAGGUGCGAAGAGUUGGGCUUGGCUUUGGUUUGUGCAGUGGUGGCUGGGGCUAUGGCACUUGUGGUGUUUGUGUCCAUAACAGUGACUGGACAGGCCAGCUAUGCUGGUGUGGGCCUAAACCCAGCAAGGUGUUUGGGCCCAGCUUUGUUGGAAGGUGGACAUUUAUGGUAUGGGUAUUGGGUGUUUUGGGUUGGGCCCAUUAUUGCAUGCACUAUAUAUUAUGGAUUCUCUUUGAACUUGCCAAGGGAAAGUAUAGUGUGGGUUGAUGGAGAAUACGGGCUUUUAAGUUUUGCCAGGGUUUGUUUGGGAGAUGAGAAUAAAACUCUUCCUCUUCAAUGGAAUAGUCAAUCAAAUGAGUUGUAACUUGAAUUUUUGUAUUUUACUUUUUGGGAUCCAAUAGAGAAGUCCAGUUCGAUACUCUUGGAUCUAC